UUCCUUUCCUUUCCAAAACUUCAAAAUUAGUUGAAAGUAACAUAAGUGAAAAUUGAGAAAUAUUGCAAUUUAUAUCGUUUAGAUCUUGCUUUUAUGUCAAUUUCAUUCCGAAUCCAUGCACAGAGAUAUGGCAGGAUUGGAACAGUACGAAAGGUAUCUGGAAGAUGAUGAAGAUCAGUUAGAUAAUAUGUCACGGUUACAUGCAUCCCUAAAGUCGCCGCUUGAGACAACACACUAUCAGUUCAUAAAUUCAGAGCGAGAUUUGACCCUUCCCCUACAAAAGCACAAGAAUGUGCAACCAAUCUAUGAAAGCCCGGAAGAUGAGAUUUCAUUGCGAAAAUACCUAGGAGCUAGCGUGAAUCUAAUAAGUUUGAUAACGGAGAAUUUACUUUGCCACCCGUUUUUGGUCCUUCGUCGCCAAUGUCAAGUACACCAUAGUUCCAUCAAGUACCACAUUGUACCGUUGACGUUAGUACCGGUGAUUGUCCACCUUCAUCAACGGCAGGGUGUUACCACACUGUGGAAGGGAGUUGGUAGCAUCCUGCUGGUUCGAGGGAUGACCCUGGCUGUCGAGGAUGUCAUCUCAAAAUUUACGCCAUGGCCAAAGGAAGUUAAUUCUAAAACCACACUGAAACAAUUCGGGCAACAUUUGCUGUUGAAAUGCAUAAGCUUAGCCACUAUCGUGCCCUUCUAUUCUGCGUCAUUGGUGGAGACUGUUCAAAGUGAUAUCGCUAGUGAAAAACCAGGAAUAUUCGAUGUGUUUCGUGAAGGUGCGAGUAGAUUACUGUCUUGGAGUGUCCCGCAAAAAGGUCGGAUGCUCCCGAUCUGGGCUUUAGUUGGUCCCAGUAUAUCGCUAGGAAUAUCGAAAUAUAUCUGCCAGCUCUUUGUGCGUGGAAUAUCUACACGCAUCAUGUGUCGUCGAGUGACUUUCUUUGAUGAAAAACGAGGUGCUCGACCGCGUGAUUUUGCCGCUCAAAGCCAGGUUAUUGAGGUUUAUUCUACGAUGAUCUCUCUAAUGACGACAGAGAUUAUUUUCUACCCAUUCGAAACAAUUUUACAUCGAAUUCAGUUGCAAGGCACGCGCACCAUUAUAGAUAACCUCGAUUCGGGGUACUCGGUCGUACCGAUUUUAACUAGCUACGAAGGAGUCAUGGACUGUUAUCGUCAAACCGUAGCUACAGAAGGCGUUACUGGUUUAUACAAAGGAUUCGGUGCGAUGCUGCUCCAGUUUGCAGCGCAUGUCGCUGUAAUCAAACUCGGCAAAUGGAUUAUCACGCAGAUAUCGGAAGUAAUGUCCACCAAACCGCCACCCAAAGUGGCAGAAUUCUACAAUCUGGACGCUAAACAAUCCGGAGGUUCAGCUAGCAUGUCGAGAAGCAUCAGUGGAAUAAGUUCCCUUAGUGACGAACUAUCCUAGUUACAAAAUUCCCUGUUUUUGUUGAAAAACUAAGAAAAACACGUUGUUUCAGUAUA
Topomyia yanbarensis is the source of this 1473-nucleotide messenger RNA. RefSeq names its product mitochondrial outer membrane protein SLC25A46 (gene Slc25A46a). The coding region runs from base 116 to 1417 and encodes 433 amino acids. NCBI's taxonomy places the organism in Eukaryota, Metazoa, Arthropoda, Insecta, Diptera, Culicidae. Gene Ontology annotation, cellular component: mitochondrial outer membrane. Gene Ontology annotation, biological process: mitochondrial membrane fission; mitochondrial fission. The record is from RefSeq and is a predicted model, not a curated record. The transcript is spliced from 6 exons.